This is a messenger RNA of Nerophis lumbriciformis (worm pipefish), 2574 nucleotides long. NCBI's taxonomy places the organism in Eukaryota, Metazoa, Chordata, Actinopteri, Syngnathiformes, Syngnathidae. The record is from RefSeq and is a predicted model, not a curated record.
AUGAGGGUCAUCGUACUCACGCUUUGCCUUAUUGGGGCUGUAUUUUCCAAACCUAUUUCAAUUAAUGGAGUCGCAGAAUCCAGUGAAUCAAGUGAAUCAGCCCAGAAUGGAGGUUCUUAUGUUGCACAACUCUAUCAACAUUCUGCAUACCACCAACAGUCUCAGAAUGCAGGUUCGCAUGAUACACAGUCCUAUCAACAUCACCCCUACCAUGAUCAGCAGAGCUCUGAAGAAAAUCAACAUCAAGUAAGAUCUCAAUCUGGAGGUUCAAAUGAUCCACAAUCCCAUCAACAUUCCCCCUACCAGCACCUCCCACAGCCGCAAACUGAAGGCUCAUAUGAUCAACAGUCUUAUCAGCAGUACUUAUACCAAUACUACCAGCAGGCUUACAAUGGAGAUUCCUAUGAUCCACAAUCCUAUCAACAUCACAUCCAACAGUACCAAAAGGGUUGGGAUCCAGCUUCUGCGAGUGCUGACAACCAGGUCGCAAGUCAGUCAGAGCCGCACACAGCCGAUGUCAGUGAAACCACAAGUGAAGAAGGGGACAACGGAAACACAACUGACACUGCUGUCAAAGACGUGAGCACCAGCAGUGAGAGCAAUGAGUUAAGUGACAUAAGCCAUGCCAUCAAGGGCCAAGGGGAGAAUCAUGCAACUGACAAAAGUGACAGCAUCAGCGACGAAACCAAUCAAAACGUUGACAGCUCAAGUAGUGAAAGCACUGAGAGCAGUGACAUCACUGAGGCCAACAAAAAUGACAGCAACGAGUCAAACGAGACCUCUGGAAGUGGCACUAAUGAGCCAAAUCAAACCGAUAAUCAAAGUUAUACUAUCAAGAGCCAAAUGGUAAAAGAAGUUAUUUACAAAAGUGAGAACAACGGAGAACCUGAUCAGACCAUCAAUGGAAAUGACGGAACCAGCAGUCAGAGCACAGAGUCUAGUAAGGCCAGUGACAGCACAAGUAGUGAAACAAGUGACACUCAUGACAGUCAAAGUGAGGAAAGCAAUGAGGCUGACAACAACAGCGAGAGUGACAGCAAUGAGAGCGCCGAGUCUGUACAGCCCAGCAGCACCCCCAGUAUUGAAACCCAUCAGACUGCUAGGGUCAGUGAAGUUAGAUAUGAUAUCAAGAGCUCAAUAAUAGGCGAUGUAAUUGAGAGCACUGAGAGCUCCAGUGAAGAAACCAUUCAGACCAGCCUGAACAUUGACAUUACUAGCGACAACACCAAAACAAGCAUGGCAAGUGACAUCAGUGAUAUUGGUAAGGCCAGUGAUAGCAGCGAGUCCAAUGAAAGCACCAAUAGUGACAGCAAUGGCUCAAGUCAAACCGAUGAUAAAAGUUCUACCAUCACGAGCCCACUGGUGAAUUACGUCAUUUACAAAAGUGGGAGCAUCAAUGGGCAACCUGGUCAGACCAACGAGGGUAUCGACGGAACCAGCAGUGAAAGCAGUGAGACCAGUAUGGCUAGCAACAGCACAAGUAGUGAAAGCAGUGAAACAAAAGGAGCUGGUGACAGUUCAAGUCAAGAAAGCAACGAGGCAGACAACAGCAGCGAGAGUGCCAGUAAUGAAAGCACCGAGUCCAGUCAGGACAGUAACAACCCCAAUACUGAAACCCAUUUGACUGAUAAGGUCACUGAAGUAAGUUUUGCCAUCAAGAGUUCGCUGGUAAAUGAUUUGAUUGACAACAGUGAGAGCGCCAGUGAAGAAACAACUCAGACGAGUGACAUCAGCAGCAAUGGAAGUGUGAAUCCUGAGAUCAGCGAAAUAAUCAAGUCCAGCGAAAGCAGCGAAUCCAACGAGAACAUCAGUAGUGACAGCCAUGGAUCAAGUCAAACCGAUGACCAAAGUUAUACCAUCAGAGCACCAUUGGUUAAUAAAGUCAGUAAUGGUGAAACCCAUGAGACAGCUAAGGUCAGUGAAGUAAGCUAUUCAAUUAAGAGCUCACUGGUAAGUGAUGUGAUUGACAGCAGUGAGAGUAGUGAAGAAAUCGCUCAAACCAACAUGACAGGUGGUAUAACCAGUAACGACAGCAGUGAAUCUAGUGACACCAGCAGCCAUGAAAGCAGUGGAUCCAGUGAUAUCAGCAUUCCUAAAAACAGUGGACUCACCAAGGCCAGUGACAUCACCAGGCAUGAAAGCAGUGAAUCAAAUGAGACUACCAGUGGAGCCAGCAAGGACGGUGACUCAACCAGUCUUGAAAGCAGUGAGUCCAGUGAUACCUCAAGUCAUGAAAGCAGCCAAUCCAUCGACAACACCAGUGAGGAAAACAAUGGAACCACUAAAGAUAGUGACUCCCCUAGUGAUGAAAGCAGUGAAUCAAAUGAGACUACUACCGAAUCCACCAAGAACAGUGACUCAUCCAGUCAUGAAAACAGUGAAACCAGCAAGGCCAGCAACAGUCAUGAAAGCAAUGAGAUUCACCAAAGCAAAGGCGUCGCAUGUAAUGAUGCGAAUGAAAGCUGCGAGAGCGAAGAAUAUUUCUUUCAGGACAUAGGCGAUGACGCCCACUACACGGUGGAUCAUCUCAUGGUGCUAGAUGAAGAUGAGAUGGAGUUACGCUUGCGGAGAUGA